AUGCAAGAUCAAAAAUCAUCAUUUGAAAAUAAUUUCGAGCAAGAUAAUAUUCAUGCUGCUAUACGUGAUGGUUUAACAUCAUUUCGUGAUGCAUUUAAUGUAACAUGUCGUUCAUCAAAUCAACCAUAUAAUCAAUGCGGUCAAUGUAAAGCAUGUCAAGUUGAUGCUCAUAUUCAUGCAGCUAAAGAAUGGUGGUUACAAACAGGUGAUCUUAUGAAACGACGUUUUCUUCUUGCUUUAAUCAAUCGUCUUAAACCUGAUAUACUCAAUCAUUUAGCACAAAUUCUUAAACCAUUUGUCGAUGCAAAAGAUUAUACGUAUACAAGAAAUAAAUUUGAUACAAGUGCACGAUCAUCAAUGGAUAAUACAAAUAUGAAUGAUGAUAGUGAUCCAAUAAAAAGGCAAGAAGAAGCCACAAAACUUAUUGUAUGGUUUAAUCAUGAAGAUAAAUAUUCUCAAGGUUCAUUUAUAUUAACUAUACUUCAAUGGUGCGAGAGUUAUUUAAUUUUUACCAUAGCAUUGAAUAUAUUGUCAUUACAAGAUAUGGAUUCCGAAGAUGAUGAUCGCCGAAGUGAUCUAAAUAAUAAUAGUCGUUUAAGACUUUCAUCUGCAUUAAGUAUUCCAUCUUCUUCUUUCUCAAUAUUACCACCUUCAGUGCCUAUUCUUAAACGUCCAAAAACAACAUCUUCAUCAUCAAUGCGUCAAAAAAGUACUGUUUCAUUUGCAUCUUCGACAAUGAAUGCUAUUGAUUCUGAUAAUGAACAACCAGCACCAUCAAAACGUUCACCAAAAUAUAAAGAUUUUAUAAGACAAUUACCAAUUUAUUUAGCUAAAUUAAUUUUAUGUAUGCUUGAUACGAAAUCUCUUGAUAAAUGUAAACUUGUUUCAAUUUGUUGGAAAAAAAUGGCCAUGGAAGUUGAAGAUGAAACAACAAUGACUAAAAUGCUUUAUGAUGAUAUGAUGCUUUUACAGGGUUCUGCUGCUUUACAAUGUAAUCCAUAUUUUGCUCGUGAUACACUUGUACCUGUUCCGGAUUUAUUUCGACUUAAUGAAAAUGAAAGAACAUCAGCAAGAAAAAAGAGACCCGAUGAUAAAAAUGUUUCAACAUGGAAUAAAAUUUAUGAAGCUAAUUCUAUGCCUACACGUUUAGUUUUAAUGGAAGAACGAAAUGUUUAUUGUGGUCCAUAUAAUGUACUUUUACUUAAAGAUGAUUCUGACCGUCGUCGUAUUGUACAUAUGAGUGGUGAAAGUGUUGUAGCUAUAACAUCACGUGAUGGUCGAGUUCGACUUAUUGAUAUGCAAUCGGCACAAGAACGACCAAUGGUUUUAGUUGGACAUGCUGCUUCUGUUCAUUGUAUUGUUGUACAAGAGAAAACAGGUCGUUGUACUAAAUUAUAUCAUGGACAUGAACGAACAGUAACUUGUUUAGCUGUUUUUCUUGAUUUAAUUGCUGCUGGUGGCAAUGAUAAUCUUUGUUUGAUAUGGAGAUAUAAACAUAAUCGACCAUGGAGAAUAUUUAAACAUAAACAUCCUGUGUCAGCUGUUGCUAUUAGUGAUGAUACGACAUUAUCAGGUGAUAUUCAAGGAAAAAUAAAAGUUUGGCAUAAUCUAAGUGGAGCACUUAUUAAAUCUAUCAAACAUCGUUUAGCAAUUACGGAUGUUAAAUUUGAUAAAUGGCAUAUAGCAUCAUCAUCGCAUGAUAAUUAUGCUAGCGUAUGGACAGCACAAGGACCAUUAAAUAAACCUUUAUGUACAUUUCGUCAUCCAAAAGAAGUUUUAUGCAUUGAAUUUCUUUAUCUUCGAAUAUUAACUGGUUGUGCUGACGGUAAAAUACGUAUUUGGAGUGUACUUAGUGGAUUUUGUUUACGUGUUAUGCGUGGUAAUAGUGUUUCUGAUCCAGUUACUAGUCUUACAGCAACAUCAAAUAGAAUUCUUGUUAAUACACAAAGUAGUUUAUUAUUAAUGAAUUUCGAACCAGUUAAAUUUGAUUACACACUCGAAGACGAUGCAGCACCAGUAACAAAAACACCUACACCACCAAUAUUAUCAGCAUCAGCAGCUAAACGUAAAAGUCUAAGUAUUAAACGAAGACAAACAUCAGCAUCAAAAGCCAUACAAAAGAAUGGAUCAAUAGAUGAGAAAAAAAAAGAAAUGACAGUUUUAUUUGAUAAUGAAAAUAUUGGACUUAAUCUAACAUUAGAACAAACUAAAGAAUUAUUAAAAAGACAAAUGCGUGGUGGUGUUGAUGAAAAACGAAAAUUAGUACCAGAAGAAUUUCGUAUUAUUGAACAAUCACCAUUUUAUAGAGCAGAUAAAAGUAAAGAUGAUACUGUUUAUGCUGAACAUCGUCCUGUUCCAUUAAUACUCAUCGAUCGUCCACCGUCAUCACCAAGUCGAUUUGAUUUAAAAACACGUAUAUUUCGUUCACAAUCUCAACGGCAUGUUUGUCCACCAACAGAAUCAGUUCAAACUGAUUCAAAAUCUCCAAGGAGUCUGUUUGAAGUAGUUCAUCGUCCACCAUCACAAAAUCAUAAUCAAUUAAAUAGGCAAAAUACAGACUUAUCAUCAACUUUCAAAUCAUCUUCUUUCAAAGAAGAUAAAAAUCAACCACAACAACAAUUUAAUAAGCCAAAACUAUCAAGACCACAAACAGUUCCAACAACAUAUGAAGUUAAACGAGGAGGUAAAGUUUAUAAAGUUGUCGUUGGUUAUGUGAGUCCAUUUACAAGUCCAUUACAACGCCAAGAAUUACAUUUAAAAACUGAUGGAGAAGUUGAUUUAGUCAUUCAACAAAUAAAACAACAACAAGAACAACAACGAGCAAGUAAACCACACGUAUGGCUUGGAUUACCACCAUCAUCAACAUUAAAAUAA
Molecule: messenger RNA, 2874 nt
Organism: Rotaria sp. Silwood2
Lineage: Eukaryota; Metazoa; Rotifera; Eurotatoria; Philodinida; Philodinidae
Source: the annotation of a GenBank genome assembly